AUGAACAGCUCUUUGGGGAGAACUAUCUCCUCUAAGUGGAUUCAGUUCUUGCAUUAUUUUACCAGACGUGCAAGGUUGGUGAAAAAACAUAACUGUGUGAUACUGGCAAUUAUAAUUAUUGUUUUGAUAUUCUCGCUUUCCAGAACGGACGAUAUCAAGGAUUUGUUUGAUCUCAGUGAAUCAUUUGGUUCAGAUUCCUAUGAUAGCGAUUUGUCUAGUUCAGAUGAUAUAACGAAGCUACUUCCGGGUUCCUCUGAUGGACAUUCCGAUGCUGAUUGGAAAUCUGGUGCUGGGUCGCAGACAGGUGCUACUACUGUUCCUGCAGAAUUAAAGAACUUCUAUAACGAAGUUACUAGGGUUUUGAACACGACGGUGCUAGCAGGUGAAAUAGACAGUCACAAGCCUGAAGGCUGUGAUCUUAAGGAUACUGGUGUUGAAGAUACAGAUAAGGAGAAACUAUCCCAUUUGACGGAAGAGUAUCUUCUAAAGUGCUUGUCACUUCCGGAGGAUAAGAUCAAGGAACUCAAAGAAGGUCAUUCCACUUUCAAGAGGUAUAUCUCAGAAAAGCUGAUGCCAAUCGCCGAUUCAAUAAAAGAAAAGGGUAUAGGAUACAAAGGUCAGGGUAUCACUAUCGUUGGUGGUGGUAAGUAUACGUUGAUGGCUCUUCCAACCAUAAAGUCUAUCAGAAUGAAUAGUGGAGUUAAACUAAAAAAUACCCUUCCAAUUGAGAUUGUGAUUCCUCCACUUGAUGAAGGUGACAGAGGUGUGUGCGAAACUAUCAUCCCAUCUCUAGAUCCUACUGGUUUGACAAAAUGUGUGUACUUGUCGGAUUAUAUUGACCGUGAUAUCUUGAAGCAUGUUCGUGGUUAUCAAUUGAAAUCGUUGUCUUUGUUAAUCUCAAGCUUUGAAAAGACCCUCCUUUUGGAUGCGGAUAACUAUGUUGUUAAUUCUAUUGACAAGUUCUUUGAUACCUCUAUUUUCAAGGACACAGGCAUGAUUUUAUGGCCAGAUUACUGGAGAAGGGUUCACAGUCCACGUGUGUAUGACAUUGCGGAUAUCGGUAUCGACAGGAGAAGGGUGCGUUUCUCCGCAGAUUACAUUUCAAAUCCAAAACUAUUUGAUCCAACUGAUGCUUCCAAGUCACCAUUCCAUGAUUUGGAAGGGGCAAUUCCAGACGGUGGUACCGAGUCUGGUCAAUUGUUGGUCGACAAAACGAUGCAUCUUGACACUAUCAUCUUAGCUUUGUACUACAACUACAAUGGGCCUUCUUACUACUAUCCAUUACUUGGACAACAUCUUGCCGGUGAGGGGGACAAAGAUACUUUUAUUCUAGCUGCAACAGCGCUAAAGCAUAGAUACUACCAAGUUAGAACCCCUGUCAAACCUCAAGGUUACUGGGGUUUGAACACUAACGAAGUAAGAAUUCAUGACGACAAAAUAGACAAGGUAGACUCUUCUAAGAAAUCUUUCCGUGGUACAGCAAUGAUUCAACAUGAUUACGUCCAAGAUAAAGAACUUGAUAGCGUUGCAGGUGAUUUCCUAAGGGAGGUACUACAAGAGAAGGAAAAAUCCUUUAGAUUGGAGUGGAUCAAGACUCACAAAGACGACUUCAAAGACAUGAAUGAACAAGACGCUUUGAAGAAGGCUUCCGAAAAUAAUGAGAUCUCAAACAAGUUCUGGGAAAGCAUGAAGGGCAAAUAUACUGUAAACGACUUCUUCUCUUUCUUCAAGAUGAACACUCCUGUCUUCGUGCAUUCACACUUGCCUAAGUACGACCCAUGGGAACUAGCGAUGUCACAGGAUUUCAUGUAUGACGGUAAAAAGUCUGAAAAGAAUCCUGAAUACCAUCCAGAGGAGAAAGGUCACUUUAGAAUAUACUCCUCCACCUUCAAGGACAUGACAAACUACGAUUUAGAACUAGCUAACUGGAAGGUAUUCGAAACUGUUCUCUGUAAAGUCGAAGACAACUACAAGAAGUUCUCAUACUUGUCCAAGGUCAUUGAUCGAACGGAAAACCCAGUCCAAAGUGUAAAAGAAAUGUGCACCUACAUCUCAGAGCGGGUCGAAUACCUAAAAUCUUCUACAUGGGAAAACAGCAUCUCUUAA
Molecule: messenger RNA, 2106 nt
Organism: Kluyveromyces marxianus DMKU3-1042
Lineage: Eukaryota; Fungi; Ascomycota; Saccharomycetes; Saccharomycetales; Saccharomycetaceae
Gene: MNN2
Product: alpha-mannosyltransferase
Exons: 1
Coding region: 1-2106 (701 amino acids)
Biological process (GO): mannan biosynthetic process
Cellular component (GO): Golgi apparatus
Molecular function (GO): alpha-1,2-mannosyltransferase activity
Source: RefSeq, a predicted model, not a curated record